Messenger RNA from Penicillium egyptiacum, 1713 nucleotides. The record is from the annotation of a GenBank genome assembly. Lineage: Eukaryota; Fungi; Ascomycota; Eurotiomycetes; Eurotiales; Aspergillaceae.
AUGUCCCUCUACUUUGAUGCGGUUGCAAUCUUGACUGCACCCUCCUCAGGGGGCUCAUUCAAGUCCCGGGUUUACAGCGCUCGGAACCUACGCGCAUCUCCAGCGCAGAUUUAUGCAUUGAUCACCGAGGCUGCUAAAUGGGACACCGUGCUGGCAGACGUCAUUGACAAAUCAGGCAUUCUCGCCCUGGAGCGCAAGCUCUCUCCACUCCUUGCUCUUCUCCUCGUUCAUGAUCAUCUACUCGCGAAGAAGGGCAUUGCCGCGCCGGCAACCCACACACUCCGCCAGACUGUGGAGCGUCACAAGGCCAGGCUAAGGGCCGAGUUCACCAAGGCUCGUGUCCGUCGUGGAUGCGCCAAUGUCGAGCAAUUUAAGGCUGUUGUCAUACGUGAGAAAAGACUGGCUGAUGGAACCAGCAACUUCGUCUACCCGCGCUGGGUGCGCAUCAAUAAUAUCCGCACUACACUUGAAGAGCAGCUGAGUACUACGUUCAAGUCUUACCGUCGGGUAGACACUAUUGCAGACUUGGCCCCAGAAGACGAGCUGGAAAGCCGAAAGCCCGAGCCUCGAUUGUUCAUGGAUCCUAACAUCCCAGAUUUGGUGGCGGUACCUUUCGGUGCAGACUUCACUGCCUCUUCUGCCUACAAAAAUGGAGAAAUAAUUCUCCAGGACAAGGCGUCCUGCUUCCCAGCGUAUCUCCUAUUGGGUGACCGUGGGCCUAGCGACCCAUGGGAUGGCGACUUAAUCGAUGGCUGCGCUGCCCCAGGGAACAAGACUACACACUUGGCUUCGAUUAUGGCCAAACAACAAAAGGGCAACAAAGACAGCAAACAGAGAAUCUUUUCCAUGGAUGCCUCCACCAUGCGUUCCAAAACGCUACAGAAAAUGGUUAGUCUGGCCGGGGCUGACUCGGUCACUGUGCUACAGGGUCAGGAUUUCCUUGCACUUGACCCAGAAGAUGAACGGUUUGAAGAUGUCACCGGGUUGUUGUUGGAUCCCAGUUGUUCUGGUAGCGGAAUCAUCGGCCGUGACGAUGUCCCUCAGUUUACACUCCCUGCCGCUGCAGCGUACAAGGCGCCCAAGUCACAUGGAAAGAAGAGGAAACGCCCAGACAACGAAGACGAAGCAGAUGGUGAACAGUCCAAAGCCACCAUGGGAAAUCCGCAGGCAGCGCCCACGGAUGAAAAUGAUAUCCCGGAUGGGACGAUCGACCCAGAGCGACUGACCAAACUAUCAAGCAUCCAAGCGCGAAUCGUUGAACACGCUCUGCGUUUCUCGAAUGCUACCCGUGUGACGUACAGUACUUGUUCUAUUCAUUUGAUUGAGAAUGAGGGCGUCGUGGCUCGCAUUCUGAAUUCUCAGGUUGCCAAAGAGCGCGGCUGGCGCCUCCUGCGGCGCGAUGAGCAGCCCGAUGGCUUGCGUCGAUGGGAGAAACGAGGUGUCCGAGAGGAGCGGCCCGCCGAGGGAGAGACAGGGCCAUCGGGCACGGUAGAUCUUUCUGACGAGGCACUAGAAGCAUGCAUCCGAUCCUGGCAAGGUGACGCAGAAGGCCUUGGAGGAUUUUUUGUCGCUGGAUUCAUUCGUGACCCUGGUCAUGCUAUUGCGGCCGUUCCGGCGAAGGGAAGUGGACGUGGUGAGCACGGUGAGAGCGACGAAGAGGAAAAAGAUGAAGAUGAUGAAGACGAUGAAGAAUGGGGAGGAUUCUCCGAUUAG